Molecule: messenger RNA, 257 nt
Organism: Closterium sp. NIES-65
Lineage: Eukaryota; Viridiplantae; Streptophyta; Zygnematophyceae; Desmidiales; Closteriaceae
Source: the annotation of a GenBank genome assembly
AUGGGCGCCUAUCUCUAUGGGCGCCUAUCUCUAUGGGCGCCUAUCUCUAUGGGCGCCCAUCUCUAUGGGCGCCUAUCUCUAUGGCCGCCUAUCUCUAGGGGCGCCUAUCUCUAUGGGCACCUCUCUCUAGGGGCGCCUGUCUCUGUGGGCGCCUAUCUCUAUGAGCGCCUAUCUCUAUGGGCGCCUAUCUCUAUGGGCGCCUAUCUCUAUGGGCGCCUAUCUCUAUGGGCGCCCAUCUCUAUGGGCGCCUAUCUAUA